Prorocentrum cordatum is the source of this 2061-nucleotide messenger RNA. Lineage: Eukaryota; Dinophyceae; Prorocentrales; Prorocentraceae. The record is from the annotation of a GenBank genome assembly.
AUGGCGUCGUCGACGCGGACUGACGGUGAUGACGGCGUCGCGGUCGCCCUCCCAGUGGCCGUCGAGGAGGCCACGAGGGCCGUCGCCCUGGAGGGUCUCGCGGAGGCUCCGAGAGCGCCGCUGGGUCGAGGGCACGAGGAGGAAGCCUCGAGGCACUCCCCCGAGUUGGCUUCGAGCGGCUCCAUCGGGGGGCCCUCGAUGGUGCCGACGAGGCCCGCCAUGUUGAGCGCAACGUGGACCGCUUCGGCGUUGCAGAGCGGCGGCCGGCACUCGUCAGCGGCCCCAUGGAGGAGCAGUGUCUACAGCAAGCCGUCCAUGAUGGCUACACCAGGGGACACUCUCGGCGGGAAUCUCUCACGCUGUUCUCAAGAGAUGUCCACGAGGGCCUCGAGUGUCUCGAGGCUCUCGAUGUUCUCGUGGCUGUCUCGAGCGCGCUGCACGAUACGUGGGAGCACGUCGAAGCCACAGGUCCUGGACGGCGACGAAGUCUGGCCCGUCCACUGGGGCAUCACGGUCGGCCAGGUCCGGCAGCUGCUCACACAGUGCCAGGAGGACCCAGGCUGGAGGAAGGACUACAACCUCUACCAGAUGGUCCAGAGGUAUGUCAUGCCGCGGACGGAGGGCACGGGCGUCGGCUACGCGCUCCUGGCCAACAGCGCGAGUCCUCUGGAGAUCAGCGUCAUGGUCUCCCACGCGUGGGCCGAGAAUGCGGAGAUGUUUGUGGAUACGCUAGAGCGCAGCGUUGGAAGGCAGGAGCCGAUGUUCAUCUGUGCGUUCGCCAUCUACCAGAAUGAGGACGGGGAGGGCCCCAGCAUCAGGGACCAGCUGGGCACGCAGGGUGAGGACAGCCCGUUCUACCAGGUGCUGAGACACGUUUCUGCAGAAGGGAACCGCCAGUUCUUAUGGCAGUUCAGAUCAAUUGGGCCAGUGAUGUGUUUCCUCGUCGGCUCGGCGAUGUAUAGUGUACCUAGUUUUUUUGCCAAGUGCGUGCCGGGCCUGAACGAAUGCGCAAGGGUGGAUGCUAGCACGGGCCGAUGGGUUUGGAGCGAGACCGAGUCAGUGUACAGGGCUUGUGUUUUUACUGGUGCUCUCUUGUUCGGCUUGGGCGUAUUGGGUCAGAUAUACAUCUCUUUGUUUCCAACUUACACUGGUCGGAUGGUCGUCGUUCCGAACAAGGAUAUCGACAUAUACGAGAGACUUUGGUGUGUGUACGAGAUUUUUAUUGCUGGGAGAUUGAAAGUGCCUGUUGUUCUUGGGUCGACUUUGGCGCGUGCGGGGAGAUGUAGCAGUCGCAACGCCGAGUGCUACCACGAGGAUGACAGAAGACGCAUUCGUAUGGAGAUUGAAAACUUUGGUCACGAAUUCUGUGAAGACAGGGAACAGGGGUACAGAUGGGUGGAUAGAGAGAUCGUGUGGGCAAUGCGGCGCGCCUGGACGCCCGUGCUGAGCGUAGCCAUUUUUCAGUGCCUCUUGCUCGUCUUCGUAACUUGCUUAUGGCCCGCUGGCAGCAGGCAGUGGAUCGACAAGGGCAUUCCAUUGUUUCCCGGCCAUGUGGUUGGGAACAUCUUGGGCACUGGUAUCACCGUCUGCACUUCAUAUAAAACGGCAUGGAUAGAGGGUGGAACGUGCUCAACGAGAGGCUUGCUGCGUACACUGUUCGUACAGUCGGUGCUCGGUUGUGUGCUCUUUGCUUCAGGCUUUGGAGCCCUUGGUGGCUGGCAGUGCGAGUGGGGAGCCAUCCACCCCUGGCAGGUUGAUGUGACGGCUGCUGCCUACAACAGCGGCACAAUGCUGUUGGUCAACGCUCCCGUGGUCAACGGUUUCCUUUGGUGCAAGCGCGUGCUUCAACGCGCAGGUUUUGCACAGUGGUAUCGGGUAGUGGCUCCUGCCAUGACGCUCAGCUACAUAGCUCUCGCGACCCAGGCCACGUACGUCCACUUUGAUGUCGACAGUCUCUACCCCUCCUUCCUGGUGCUCUUCACAGCGUGCGGUGCAAGUCUGUACCACAUCUAUCCAGCACGGCGGCGGAUUUUAUCUACAUGGCCGAGCGCUGGGGCGUGA